Molecule: messenger RNA, 1623 nt
Organism: Spodoptera littoralis (African cotton leafworm)
Lineage: Eukaryota; Metazoa; Arthropoda; Insecta; Lepidoptera; Noctuidae
Source: the annotation of a GenBank genome assembly
AUGUCAAAGCUGAGUUUGGACGGCUUUUUUUCCUACUGCAAGCAAAUAGCAGAACAUAUACAAUUGGGGGAGAGAAUGGCGUCGCUAUCAGGGCAGGGCACUCCGAAGCUCACCUCAUCCGUCGGGAACCUGUACUACGAUUCGAUCCUCCCAUACCGCGAGGACGCGCAGCCUCAGACGCGGGAGUUCCUGGCGAGGGUCGUGGAUGUACUGCUCGACUUCAUCCACCAGGUCAACGACAGGAAUGAGAAGAUCCUGGAGUUCCGCAUGCCGGAGGAGAUGAGCAAGAUGUGCGACUUCCAACUACACGAGGAGCCGCUGCCGCUGAAGCAGCUGCUCGAGGACUGCAAGCUGGCACUCAAGUACCAGGUCAAAACUGGUCACCCCCACUUUUUUAACCAGCUGUCCUGCGGCCUGGACAUCAUCUCCCUGGCAGGCGAGUGGCUGACGGCGGCCGCCAACACCAACAUGUUCACGUACGAGAUCGCGCCCGUCUUCAUUCUUAUGGAGAAUGUGGUGCUGGAAAAGAUGAGGAAUAUGAUCGGCUGGAGGACUGGAGACUCUAUUCUGGCUCCCGGUGGUUCCAUCUCCAAUCUGUACGCGUUCCUGGCGGCGCGGCACCACAAGUUCCCUCAGUACAAGGAGAAGGGACUCUCCAGCAUCCCCGGACACCUCGUCAUGUUCACCUCCGACCAGUGCCACUACUCAGUGAAGUCGUGUGCGUCAGUGUGCGGUCUGGGCACAGACUACUGCAUCUGUGUGCCGUCCGACGAGCGCGGGCGCAUGAUACCCACCGAACUGGAGAGACUUGUCAAGUACCACAAGGAUAGAGGCAAUGUUCCCUUCUUCGUAAACGCGACGUCAGGCACCACAGUGCUGGGUGCCUUCGACCCGCUCGAGGAUAUCGCAGACAUCUGCCAGAAGUAUGACAUGUGGAUGCAUGUUGAUGCUGCGUGGGGUGGUGGCCUGCUGUUCUCCAAGAAGUACCGCCACCCCCGCCUCACUGGCAUCGAGAGGGCUGACUCCGUGACAUGGAACCCGCACAAGUUGAUGGGCACACUGCUGCAGUGCUCCACCGUGCACUUCAAGUAUGAGGGCAUCCUGUUGAACUGCAACGCGAUGUCAGCUGAGUACCUGUUCAUGACCGACAAGAUCUACGACCCCAAAUACGACACCGGCGACAAGGUCAUCCAGUGUGGACGACACAAUGAUAUCUUCAAGCUGUGGCUGCAGUGGCGUGGAAAGGGUACAUCAGGCUUCGAGCGCCACAUGGACCGUCUGAUGGAGCUGGCGGAGUACCAGGUGCGCCGCAUCAAGGAGCAGCCUGACAAGUUCCACCUCAUCCUGGAGCCGGAGAUGGUGAACGUGUCCUUCUGGUACCUGCCCAAACAACUGCGUGGCCUGCCACAUGAUGCUAACAAGGAGAUUAAGCUGGGCAAGGUGUGCGCCAAGCUCAAGGGCAAAAUGAUGCAAUCCGGUACAUUGAUGGUUGGCUACCAGCCUGACGACCGCCGUCCCAACUUCUACCGCAGCAUCAUCUCCUCAGCAGCUGUCACUGAGAAGGACGUCGAUUUUAUGCUUUCAGAAAUGGAUCGCCUCGGACAAGAUAUCAUUGUCGACUAA